AAUACAACCAAUCAUAACUAGAAUACAACCAGAAUUAAAUUAUUUUAAAAAAAAUACGUUUUAAAUGUUCUGAAGUUAUGAAUUAGAUGUGAUUUGCGGAAUACUUAGAUAACUACAAGGAAGGAUGCUUAAGCUAUAAAUGUGAAUAAGUAAUUUUUGUUAAGGAUGUGGAGAACAUAUACAUGUUAUAAAUGUAUGUUAAGAUGGUCUUUACGAACAUCAACCGUUUUUUAAUGCUUCAAGUACUAUACUUGAUCAUCUGCUUUUUAUUAUUGAGUGUCGCAGGAGGAACGCAAGAUACUGCUCUGGAAACCGUAACCAUCACAAAAUGUGAUGGUCAGAGACAAGACGGAUCUGUAAUGAUAGUUAAUUAUCAGGAAAUUAAUUUACAAUGCACGUGUGACAUAGAGACUCAUUUCACGGGGAUUUUACAAUUUACCUCUACACGGAAGGAAUCCAAUGAAUGUUCUUCAGAAAUAAGUAUUUCUGAAAAGGAAAAUGUGAGUAAUUCGUCAGUACUGCCCUGUAUAUCUGGUAAAAAGAGGACUUCUAUUACAUUCAAUGUUUCUACGAGCAGUAUCCUUGUUAUGGUUCCUAAGUAUAUCAACUCAACGUCAGGAUUGAUUCAUCAAGAAAUAAAGAUUUUUGAAGAAAAAUCGUAUAAAGGUAGCAUUUCUGUAACUUGUGGGAAUUCUUUUUCGGCGUUACGUCCAACAACAAUAACAGCUGAUGACCAUGCUAAAACACACCACGGUAGUAAUCCCUCCAAGAAUGUUACGGGAGAUAUCAAUUUUCAAGAGGACAACAUAAAAACACCAACACCCUAUAUUCAAACAAUAUCAAAAGCUCUAACAAUCGAUACCGUAAUCAGAGAUGACUCCAUUAAUACGAAUACGCUUGGAGUAGAUACCACAAUUCGAAAUGACAACAUGAAAACAGAAGUCAAUUUUGAAACCUCCCCUGGCACCACAUCAAAAGCUGGAACGGAAAGGAAUAAUACCAAAUCACUCCCGACGUACACACCUUUUGCAGUUAAUACGAAAAUCCAAAAUGACUACAGGAAAACGGAGGUCGAUUUUACAACAUUACCCGAUACCACUUCGAAAGCUACCACAGCAAGUGAAAACACAAAAUCACACCGAGCGACCACAUUGAAAGCGCUUGCAGUUGAUACCACCAUCAAAAUUGACUACAUCCAAACGGAGAUUGAUGUUCAAACAUCCUCCAAAGAUACUACAUCGAAGGCUGGUACAGCUAGUAACAACGUAAAAUCAGAUUCAGCAACCACAUAUUUAAUAUAUGGAAUCUCCGGAGCUGCUGUUUUUAUUAUUAUCCUAGGCAUCAUUUGUGUUGUGGUUUGGCGCUUGAAGCGAAGACAAUCAGUAAUGGACAUUCGACACGAUCAGCAAAACAAUGGCACGUAUGAUGCUGAACUUCCGGACAAUCCUCUUUAUCAUGGCACGUAUGGUACUGAACUUCCGAACAAUCCUCUUUAUCAUGGCACGUAUGGUGCUGAACUUCCGGACAAUCCUCUUUAUCAUGGCACGUAUAAUGCUGAACUUCCAGACAAUCCUCUUUAUCAUUCUUAUCAGCCACUGGAAAAUUCUGAACACGUCAAAAGAAACAAAUGGUCCAAAAUAUACUAGUACGAAAAAUAAUUACGAAUCUACAGAAACCGAAGAGUACCUAAUUAUGCUGAGCAAUUCAAUAUAAAAAAGCAGGAACCAAUCGAAUGUCAUCAAUUAAGUUUUAUAGAUAUAGUUCCCAUACAGAUUUCUUUUUCCAGACGGAGAUCUCGUGCCUAGAAUUGCAGUGUAUCGCUUCUUUGAUUAAAAAUACGCAAAAAUACAAUUGUUCCAUUUUCUUUUCUAAGUGUG
Saccostrea cuccullata (small rock oyster) is the source of this 1877-nucleotide messenger RNA. RefSeq lists its product as uncharacterized. The coding region runs from base 192 to 1646 and encodes 484 amino acids. The transcript has 7 exons. NCBI's taxonomy places the organism in Eukaryota, Metazoa, Mollusca, Bivalvia, Ostreida, Ostreidae. Gene Ontology annotation, molecular function: calcium ion binding; protein binding. The record is from RefSeq and is a predicted model, not a curated record.